UUUUCCAAGCCAUGAAUGACUAUGGAGUAUUCCAAACAGACGUAACAACAUACAGCAUUGAGGAGCUGGUAGCAGUUACAUCUGAAUGCACCCCAAAAAACACAGACACGUUUGUGGCUAUAUUUUCCUUGCUUUCUGGGCAGAUAGUGCAUCUCUGUGAGCAAGCAGCCUCCAUUCUGAACUGUAAGAAGAAAUUUUUGGACUCCUCCCAGUUUGUGGAGCUGCUGGCCCCUCAAGAUAUCAGUGUGUUCUACACACACACUACCCAGUCCCACCUCCCACUCUGGAACAUGGAAACGCAAGCAGUCCUGAAGUUUGCAGGCCAGCCUUCAUUUGAGCAUUCGCCCAUCAGAUUUUGUACUCAGAAUGGAGAUUAUGUUAUGUUGGAUACCAGCUGGUGCAGCUUUGUGAACCCCUGGAGCAGGAAAGUCGUGUUCAUCAUUGGCCGGCACAAAGUCCGAACGAGCCCUCUGAAUGAAGAUGUUUUUGCUGCAAGAAGCAAAGAGAUGAGCAGUGUCAAUAAAGAGAUAAGAGAAUUGCAAGGACAAAUAUACAAGCUUCUCCUGCAGCCAGUUCAUAGCAAUGAUUCUAGUGGUUAUGGAAGACUUGGUAGCAAUGGGUCUUACGAACAUUACAUCAGCAUAGCGUCCUCUAGUGACUCCAGUGGGAAUUGUGCUGAGGAAAUACAGCAGAACUAGUAAGUCUAUCAAUAUGACAUUGCCCAGAUGACAUUGCAGCAGGUCUGUGCCAAUGUGAACUGAAUAAAGAAUUUGGGUCAACAGCUGCAUACUAAAUCACAGAGCAAACUGCAGAACAGAAAGGAUCCAGUCCUAGAUACUGUACUGCAGGGAGGCAACCAGAACACUGCUUCGUAUAUUCUCCAGGCACUGAGAAGUAACAUCACUGAAGGCCCAGAGAGUUCAUCCUGUGAUGAUUCAAGGAAGAUACAACAUGUUCUAGCCUACCAGCAGGUCAGCUGUGAGGACAGUAUCAUCAUGUGGGGGAGCAAACCCCAGGAUGCCAGGCCAAAGAGUUACUUGUUUUCCUUCUCUUUUGUAGAAGUGACUGCAAUAGAAGAUGCCACUGUAGAGUAUGAACAAAUUGAGCUGCCUCCUCUGAAUGCUCAGAGUCCCACUGUGGUUCUUGAAUUUAAGCAAGUUGGACUAACAAAGGAGGUUUUGUCAGCCCACACUCUGAAAGAGGAGCAGAACUACAUUGACGGGCUCCACCAGAGGAUAUUGUCAUCUCUGUAUAGGUCCUAUCUCUAUCAAGGGAGCAGAAGCAACAGUGGAUUUUCCUAUGGUCAAGGAGACUCCUCUUCAAAGCAGACCAGCCCAGUUAGCUGUAGAAGAGGCAAAUGUGGGAAACUCAAGUGCCAGAAACCACUAGAGCCCUCAUACAGGCAUUCAUCUAAUAGAAAUGAUCUUCCACACAAGAAGAGAACAGCUUCUGGGAAACAGUUCUGCUCUCCCUCUAAAGCAGUGGUUCCCAAACUUGUUCCGCCACUUGUGCAGGGAAAGCCCCUGGCGGGGCAGGCCGGUUUGUUUACCUGCCGUUUCCCCAGAUAUACUCAGAUACCUCAGCCUUUCUUUCUUGCUCAGUAUGCUUGCUCCUCCUCUUUAAAUCCAUGCUCCACAAUGCCCCCAGGCCCUCUCUUCAGUAUACCAUCAAACCCUGUGGCGCAGCCCUCUCCAAUAUCUACACCCAUGUCUGUUGAAGAGCAGCAAGAGACCCAGAGUGAUCAGCCACCACAGUUCAGUAGCUUCAGUUGA
Malaclemys terrapin pileata is the source of this 1772-nucleotide messenger RNA. It is a transcript of the gene PER3, whose product is annotated as period circadian regulator 3. Gene Ontology annotation, molecular function: transcription cis-regulatory region binding; transcription corepressor binding. Gene Ontology annotation, cellular component: cytoplasm; nucleus. Gene Ontology annotation, biological process: entrainment of circadian clock by photoperiod; circadian regulation of gene expression; negative regulation of transcription by RNA polymerase II. The record is from RefSeq and is a predicted model, not a curated record. NCBI's taxonomy places the organism in Eukaryota, Metazoa, Chordata, Testudines, Emydidae.